Messenger RNA from Ilex paraguariensis (yerba mate), 2819 nucleotides. The record is from the annotation of a GenBank genome assembly. Lineage: Eukaryota; Viridiplantae; Streptophyta; Magnoliopsida; Aquifoliales; Aquifoliaceae.
UCCUUAAACCCUAAAAACCUCCCCCUCUCUCUUUCUCUUCAAUCCGAGAAAAUGAACUCCUCAUCCAUUUUACUUCGAAAACGUUCGAAACUUUUGUCUAGUUUCCUCCACAAUCUCAUCUUUAUCCGGUCUAUGGGCGGCGGGCCAAGGACCUUCCCGGGCGGCCUCAACAAGUGGCAAUGGAAACGCCUCCACGAGAAAAAAGCCAGAGAAAAAGAGAACAAACUACUCGACCAAGAAAAACAACUCUACCAAGCCCGAAUUCGGUCGCAAAUCCGGGCAAAACUCGCCGGCAGUGAAAAACCCAUAUCCGGCCGACGACAAUCGGACCCAAAUCAGCCGAAUUACAGUCCAUUAUCUCCCCAAGAGCACAUCAAAGCUCUCGCCGAUCGGUUCAUGAAGGAAGGAGCUGAAGAUUUGUGGAACGAAGCCGAUGGCCCUAUAAAAACUCCACCACAUCAGCCUUCUGUAAGAAGCCGAUUAACUGAUGAGCCAAUUGAUUUGCCAAAAUUAUUUUUGGAUAAUCGUGGAAAAGCAAAUUCGAUGAAUUUGAAUGACAGGUCAAAACCUAGGAACUAUUCGACCGAUGCAAGGAGUCAAAUGUGGUCGAAGUUUAAUUCAACAAGUACUUGUCGGAGUCCAAUUUCAACAGAUUUUGGUAACCAUUUGAAAUUUAUGAAUUAUUUAGCUGGUACGCUAGGUGAAAUGAGGUUGGGAAUUGAUUUUAUGGGCCAUUGUGAGAGUAGAAUUUCGUUGUAUUCGAAUGAUGGGAUCAAGUGUAGGAAUUAUUCGGUGGAUACCCGCAUUAAAAAGAGGUCAUCCAGGUUUAAUUUUAGGAGAAAUGAGAGCUCUGAAAGUGAGGAUGAUUCCGAAUUAGAGAGUGAGGUUGAUGGGAAUGAGAGGUGGCCAAGGUUUGGCUUGGGUGGGAUCACUUCGUUGGAUGAUAGUAAUGACGAGGAGGAAAUUAGGGGUAGGGAUAAUGCAAAGAGGAUGAUGAGUAGUGCAGCAUUGGGGAAGCAUGAUAAGAGGAUAACUAAGAGGGUGCCAUUGAAGUGUUUGGAAGAGGAGGAUGAUUUAUCACAGCAUGUUGAGGUGAUUCGAAAGGAGGUUAGUAAGAGGAGUUUAACAGAAAAUGUAGGGGAAAGGGGUGACGAGGAAUCCAUUCUUAGUCAAAGAAGGUUUGAUGAAUGUAAUAUAUCUCAUUUGACAGUGAAGGCACUCCAUGCAGCAGGGUAUGUGCAAAUGACCAGGGUACAAGAGGCUACACUUUCUGCUUGUCUUGAGGGCAAGGAUGCUUUAGUUAAAGCUAAAACUGGCACUGGCAAAAGUGCUGCUUUUUUGCUUCCUGCAAUUGAAACAGUUCUGAAGGCUUCAAGUGGUAACUCAGUUCAACGGGUGUCACCAAUAUAUGUUCUUAUUCUUUGCCCCACAAGAGAACUUGCAAGUCAGAUAGCCGCAGAAGCAAAUGUUUUGCUGAAGUACCACGAUGGUAUUGGCGUGCAAACACUAGUUGGAGGUACACGAUUCAAAGUUGAUCAAAGACGCCUAGAAUCAGAUCCAUGCCAGAUCAUAGUUGCAACUCCAGGUAGAUUAUUGGAUCACAUUGAGAACAAGUCUGGCUUCUCUGUGCAUUUGAUGGGAUUAAAAAUGCUUAUCCUUGAUGAAGCAGACCACUUGCUAGACCUUGGAUUUCGGAAGGAUAUGGAGAAAAUUGUUGAUUGUUUGCCCCGUCAAAGGCAGUCUUUACUUCUUUCUGCCACACUGCCGAAGGAGGUUCGCCGAAUAUCUCAGCUUGUUUUGAAAAGGGAACAUCUGUAUAUUGAUACAGUAGGGAUGGGUUGUCUGGAAACUCAUGCUAAGGUUAUGCAGUCAUAUCUUGUAGCACCACACGGACUGCAUUUGCAAAUAGUGUACAAUAUUCUAAAGAAUCAUAUCUCACAAGUACUUGAUUACAAGGUCAUAGUUUUCUGCACAACGGGAAUGAUGACAUCCCUCAUGUUUUCCCUUUUCCGAGAUAUGAAAAUGAAUGUUCGAGAGAUACAUUCUAGAAAAACUCAACUCUAUCGAACUCGUGUCUCUGAUGAAUUCAGGGAAUCAAAACGAUUGGUUCUUAUUACUUCUGAUGUUUCUGCUCGUGGAAUGAAUUAUCCUGAUGUCACUUUGGUCAUUCAGGUGGGUCUUCCUUGUGAUCGGGAACAGUACAUACAUCGUCUCGGAAGGACAGGCCGGGAAGGCAAAGAAGGAGAAGGCAUCUUGUUGCUCGCACCAUGGGAAGAAUAUUUCAUGGAUGAAAUAAAAGACCUCCCUAUUGAGAAAUUCCCUUUACCGCAUUUGGAUCCUGAUGUGAAAGUAAAGAUGGAGGAUGCAAUGACAAAGAUUGAUACUAGUGUCAAAGAAUCAGCUUAUCAUGCUUGGCUUGGCUAUUAUAACUCGGUCAGGGAAAUAGGCAGAGACAAAACCAUGCUUGUUCAGCAAGCCAACCAAUUUUGUGAGUCAAUUGGCUUACAGAGACCUCCUGCACUCUUCAGGAAAACAGCACUGAAAAUGGGCUUGAAAGACAUCCCUGGCAUUCGAAUUCGAAAGUAGCACAGGUUACAAAUCCAUCAAUUGUCUUCAUGAAAGAGAAGGUUUUACAUGUUUCACGAGAGGAAGUGGCGCCAACAAUCACCCAUUGAUGAUUUCAGAAUUUCAAUGAUGAACUGGUCUUACUGUUGUUUUGUGCAACCUCAGGCAUGGUAUUUUUUUUUCUUUUUCCCUUUUUUUUUUUAAACUUUUUAUUGGUGCAUUGAUAAAUUUUGUAUACCUAUGUUUCACAAUAU